This is a messenger RNA of Symbiodinium sp. CCMP2456, 558 nucleotides long. NCBI's taxonomy places the organism in Eukaryota, Dinophyceae, Suessiales, Symbiodiniaceae. The record is from the annotation of a GenBank genome assembly.
AUGUCCGCUAUGCCGAGAAGCGAGACAGAUGCAACUGCCGAAGCCAGGAUGCCGGGGAGAAGCGCGACAGAUCCAAGUGUUUCGAGCUCCGGUAUGGCUAGGAGCAGUGCCGAGGCAGUACCGCGUGCAAGGACCACCGGAAGCGGGCCACCAUGCUUCGGGGGCAAGGUGGAUGUCCUCGUGGCUGGCGGCUAUGACUAUGAGCGCUUCAUCUUUCAGCAACAUGCUCAGCGAUUGGGUGUUGACGAUGCUCUGGAGUGUUGCACUCAGCAGGAAUUCCGGGCAGCACUCUUCAAAUCGCAGAGGUGCAAUAAAGAACUCCCCCUUAUUGUCUUCCUUGGCAGUGAGUCGUGGCUCGAGGACUUGAAAAAGCAUGACCUCAGCAAAAGGCUACCGUUUGUUGUAAACAUAGAUGCACGUGGGUGGAGAAGUCCAGACUCUUACCACGAGCACCUUCUCUCGUCAUGCACGAGGAAUGAGGUCGCAGCUUUGCUUAGCAGAGUUGUCGGCUGCCUAAGCCUAUCAGACAGCGAUAGUGUGUGUGCCAGCGCAUCCUGA